Molecule: messenger RNA, 195 nt
Organism: Phycomyces blakesleeanus NRRL 1555(-)
Lineage: Eukaryota; Fungi; Mucoromycota; Mucoromycetes; Mucorales; Phycomycetaceae
Exons: 2
Coding region: 1-195 (64 amino acids)
Source: RefSeq, a predicted model, not a curated record
AUGUCUGAUCACAUGUACGUACGUAUGUGUCAGUAUCUGGGACCUGGCAUUGGCAUUGGCAUUGGCAUUGGUCUGUACAAGAUGUACUUCAAUUGUUCUUCUGCCACCCUUAGUCCAGCUCGUUCUUUAUUUCCUCUUGAAAAUUUAUUUUUGCCUUCUUUGGCUGCCCGUGUUCAUCAUCCAGAAAGACCAUGA